This is a messenger RNA of Morchella sextelata, 2031 nucleotides long. RefSeq lists its product as uncharacterized. The coding region runs from base 1 to 2031 and encodes 676 amino acids. The transcript is spliced from 4 exons. Gene Ontology annotation, molecular function: RNA uridylyltransferase activity. NCBI's taxonomy places the organism in Eukaryota, Fungi, Ascomycota, Pezizomycetes, Pezizales, Morchellaceae. The record is from RefSeq and is a predicted model, not a curated record. Gene Ontology annotation, biological process: RNA 3'-end processing.
AUGUCGUUUAACCAGUCUGCAGGAUCAUCCCCUCCAGGUUCUCACUCAGCGGAGAGUUUGGAGAACCAAUUGAGAGGAAUGAUUCUUACAAACAAUCGUGCUGUAAACCCCCGCCUAUCUGCACCAGUGCAGUCAUUUACACAAUUGCCGGGAUUUUCUCAUGAAACUCCAUUGCACCAACAGCGACAGUCUGUUCCUUUGUUUGGUAUGCUGCCAGGAAAUAUGGGCGGAUCUUUGCCCUAUUCUGACCAGUUUCCCUAUCCUACUACGUUACCUUCUGUAUAUCCAACGGGCUCAAAUGCCUUGCCUACUUUCCAUGGCUUACCACGUGGUUUCUUCUCUCCAGGGGAUUUCUCAAGUGCAUCUGCUCCCACGAAUUCUUUCCAAAACUAUCCAGGACAAUACCCAUCCCAACCACCACAACCACCAGGCUUGCAAGCCACAAAUUUAGCAUCACCUACUGGAUUACAUUUUCCGCCUGGUCAAUAUCCCGGACUUCAGUCUCAAAACUUAAAUAUGAACAUCUCGUCAAAUACCUCAGGUGAUUUAGGGAAUAUACCGCCUCAGAUGGGGCAGCAAUACAGACCGCAAACCCGACCACCACAGCAAAAUACCCCGCCGAGACAACGAAACCACCCCCCCCAAAUGACCGCGGGGCGGAAUAUUCGAAGUCCGCCUCGUGGACAGCGUGAGCAGGGUUUUAACAAAUCACAGAACGCACCCAGAGCUCUACCCUUGAAUGCGCUAGACCACUUUCCACCUCUGGGAACCCAACCUACUAAAGUAAAAACGCCUCCACCCAAUUAUUCUCAGCAGCAACAAUCAACAACAGCAAAACCCCAGCAGCGGGUGAAGCACAUGGACGAAGAAAUUUUCGUGAUUAUUAUAACCAGCGCCAACUACAGCGAGACAUUGGGCCAGAGGUAUGCCACCGGCUUCGCAACCGCCAAUUCCGAUCUCGACGUUAUCUUCACAGGCGGUGAUCGAGUCGAUAUUCUCAAUGAAAGUUCAGAUGAUCCAUCAUCUAACUUCAGAAUACCUAUGCUCCUCGAAUCAAAACUUCAAGAAGAAGGCUUCGGCACUACUCUACUUACAAAAACCCGUGUUCCAAUUCUCAAGCUUGUGCAGAAAGCUACUGAACAGAGCCCGUAUGAGCUGCAAUGCGACAUCGGUUUCAGCAAUCAUUUAGCUUUGUACAAUACCCAAAUGUUAUUGACAUACAGCAAAUGUGAUCCCAGGGUCAAAGAGAUGAUGAUAUUCAUUAAGUGGUGGGCUAAAAGACGCCAUAUAAAUAAUCCGUACCGAGGAACGCUAUCUUCAUAUGGUUACGCACUGAUAGUCCUUCAUUACCUGAUCAAUGUUGUUAAACCACCGGUUCUCCCGAACCUUCAAACUUUCCCAGUCCCUGAUAGUGCACCAACAAACGAGAUAAUAUUUGAGGGUGAUUCCGACGAUACUUUCGAAAUAUGGUUCUAUAAGGACAUCGAGAAAUUACCAAAGUCGAAUAACACCAUGGAUAUUGGUGAAUUAUUGAAGGGAUUCUUUGAAUACUACGCCCACGGUUUUCAGUGGGGGCGUGAGGUGGUCUCUAUCCGGACAAAGGGAGGGCUGAUGACAAAACAAGAGAAAGGUUGGGUUGCAGCUGUUAUUAAACCGGGGAGAACAGAAAACUCGGGGGUCAAGAAUCGAUACCUUUUUGCUGUAGAGGACCCCUUCGAGACUGAACACAACGUCAGUAGGACUUGUAAUGGCCCUGGAGUUAAUAGGAUCAAGGAGGAAUUCAAGAGAGCGGUUUGGUUGACCAGAGUUAGAGAUGGGGGCAAAACCUUGUUUGAGAAUUUCUGUAUGGAAGCGCCCCCAGAGAGAGUUUGGGUGAGGAGAGAAGAUAGGGAUCGCCGGGGAGCUGAGGAGGCCGGUGAGGAUGGGAAUAAAGAUCACCAGGGAGCUGAAGGUGAAGCCGGAGACGGGGUGAAGCAUGAGUCUGAGAUGCUUUCAGAGGAUGGCCGAAACGCGCCUGAAAGCUUAGUGUAA